Messenger RNA from Kluyveromyces lactis, 1551 nucleotides. It is a transcript of the gene NGL2, whose product is annotated as RNA exonuclease. The record is from RefSeq and is a predicted model, not a curated record. The coding region runs from base 1 to 1551 and encodes 516 amino acids. The transcript has a single exon. Gene Ontology annotation, molecular function: poly(A)-specific ribonuclease activity. NCBI's taxonomy places the organism in Eukaryota, Fungi, Ascomycota, Saccharomycetes, Saccharomycetales, Saccharomycetaceae.
AUGGCUGGUAGUACGCAAGACACCGGCGUCAAAGACGUUCCAAAAGAGCUUGUGGAACAAGCAAAAAAGCUAUCGAUUACUGAUGGGAUGGACCAGUUGAAGGUAGAAGGUAAGAAUAAAGUAAAGGACAAGAAAAGUAAGAAAAAAGGCAAGGCCUUGAAUGAGAUCACUCCAGAGUAUAUCGCUGAGAUGCGAGCUAAGAGAGAAGCUGCGAAAAUAGCAAAAAAAGAGGCUCUUAUUGCUCAAGGUAUAGAUCCAAAAUUGCCCGCAGACCUUAGAUUUAUCAAAAGGCCGAUGUUAGCUGUUCCUCGAGAUUCAUCAGGCCAAUCGACGAGAGAGGUAUGUCCAAUCAGUAUAAUGACGUAUAAUUGUCUUGCCCAAGCUUUGAUUAGAAGAACACUGUUUCCUACGAGCGGAAAUGCUGUUAAAUGGUUUAAAAGAUCUCAAGUUUUACUCAAUGAAUUCAAAUAUUACAAUGUUGACGUACUGUGUUUGCAAGAAAUUGACACGGUUCAAUACAAGUCUUUCUGGAAAAUGGAGUUCACAAAACUAGGUUACAUGUGUCAAUUCCAUUUUAAUCCUACCAAAAACCACGGAGUAUUAAUUGCUUGGAAAGAAGAUCUAUUUGAUAUGACAGAUAAGAUGUUAAUUGACUACGACAAAGAAACAACAGGUGCCAUUGAACCAAGAACAACUACCAAAAAUGUUGGCAUGUUGCUUUCUUUGAAGUUUAAAAAGAAAGUGCUAGAAAAAUAUCCAGACACCAAAGUCAGUGGUAUAAUUAUUGGUACCACACAUUUGUUUUGGCAUCCAUUUGGCACAUAUGAACGGACAAGACAAUGCUAUAUUGUACUAAAAAAAGUAAAAGAAUUCCAGAAUCGAAUCAACGUUCUUCAAAACGAAAAAGACGGUGAUAAUUCACAUUGGCCAGCAUUUUUCUGUGGCGAUUUCAAUUCUCAGCCGUUUGAUGCCCCAUAUUUGUCCAUCACAUCAAAACCAGUGGAAUAUACCGGAAGGGCUAAAACAGUUAUAGAGUGCAGCACUUCAUUUACCUUCUCUAAACUAAGAGAUGGGGAUGAAGGAGAAGGAGAAGAAGGCGGCAACAUUGAAAAAUUUGGUAAAGGUCAACCUGAGACCCCCGUGCCAGAAUCUUUUUCCGGCAACGAAGAGCAAAAGCAGUUAUGUGAGAACAUGAAAACCCUUCAUAAUGACAUUGACAUGCGCGCUAUAUCCUUGUAUUCAAUUGCUUACUCGAAAGUUCAUCCUGAAAACUCAGGAUUGGACAACAAGCGUAAUGAACCUGAAAUAUCUAAUUGGGCACAUGCAUGGAGAGGUUUGUUAGACUACUUGUAUUAUGUUACAUCAUGGGAUGGAUGCGAUUGUACUAAGAUAGAUGAGCUAUCAACAUUUGAGCAAAAUUAUGGAGUUCAAGUUCUUGAGCUUCUAAGAAUACCUCCCGCCAAGGAAAUGACAGAGCAUGGACAACCUCAUGAAGGUGAAUAUCCUAGUGAUCAUUUGUGCAUGAUUGUUAAACUGGGAAUCAUAAUGUAA